Amborella trichopoda is the source of this 787-nucleotide messenger RNA. RefSeq names its product indole-3-acetic acid-induced protein ARG2. The record is from RefSeq and is a predicted model, not a curated record. Lineage: Eukaryota; Viridiplantae; Streptophyta; Magnoliopsida; Amborellales; Amborellaceae.
CCGCUUAUAAAUUAGGGCUUUUCGCUUUCCCAAUGAGUAUCGAACUUAGAGGGAGAGGAAAGAGGAGAGAGAAUCACGCUUGGUUCAGACUUUAGAGAGAGAGUGGUAUUAAACUCGUGAGUCUCUUUUCUUGUAUAAAUAGUGUGAGGUGAUGGGGAAUGUAUUCUUGAAUUCGUUUCAAUUUUUAUUAGAGAGAGAGAGAGACUGGUUUUCUUGCUGUUGAAGGUCUCAUCUAGAAGAAGAAGAAGAAGAAGAGAGAGCAUUCUGUGAUCCAAUCUUUUUCUCUCUAUCUCAACAAUGGCGACUAAUUUUUGUGUAAAACGGCUUUUUCAGAUGGGGCAGAGGAGGUACACAGUUGCAGCAGUAGAAGCAAAGGCAAGCAUUGUCGGGGCAGCAACAAAUCUCAAUAAGACACCUGAGUCCACCGCGACAAAAAUUUUGCCGGAAAGUAAAGGAGGAGGAGAAAGGAGUGAGCAGAUAUUUUGGAUGAGGGAUCCAGUCACUGGAAAUUGGAUUCCUGAGAAUCAUUUUGGAGCCAUGGAUGUCGCCGAGCUCAGAGAGAAGCUUCUCAGCAAGAAAUAGACCACUAAAUAACUCCCAUUCCCUAAAUUAUUCUCUCUCUUGCUCUAAAUUGGAGUCUUUCUCUCUCUUGCCCUAAAUUGAUACUAAAUUAUUCCCUCUAUUGCUCUAAAUUGGACUAUUUCUCUCUCUCUCUUUCUUGAUAAAAUGGGUCUUUGAUGGAUACAUGUCGAAAGGGAUGAUAAAUGUGAUAAAGAGUUUUAUUAUA